Cheilinus undulatus (humphead wrasse) is the source of this 8056-nucleotide messenger RNA. RefSeq names its product cadherin-4-like. Gene Ontology annotation, cellular component: catenin complex; adherens junction; plasma membrane. Gene Ontology annotation, molecular function: calcium ion binding; cadherin binding. The coding region runs from base 500 to 3094 and encodes 864 amino acids. NCBI's taxonomy places the organism in Eukaryota, Metazoa, Chordata, Actinopteri, Labriformes, Labridae. The transcript is spliced from 18 exons. The record is from RefSeq and is a predicted model, not a curated record. Gene Ontology annotation, biological process: calcium-dependent cell-cell adhesion; cell morphogenesis; multicellular organism development.
AGGGAAACCAGGCGUUUUUUGGAGAGGCUGGUGUGUGUCUCCUCUCGAGAAUUUCCUGUGACGGUGUUGCAGGUGGCCAGCUGGUACCUCCUCAGACACUUGCAUGCCAAAAACGACGCUAAUGAAUGUUCUUUUGCAACUUGCUGGCAGAAGUUUACACUUCGUGAAAGUCUACUGCUAUUAGAAUCAAAAUGAUUACUGUGGGUUGUUAUAUAUGCGGCCGUGGAUGAAGACUAACCUGUGGGUGAGUCAAGUGGUAAAGACAAGCACACAUCAGUCAUGUUGAGCUGGUGGAUGAAGAGAUGCAGAUGAUGAACUGAACUGUGGCGUGUGACACGUCACCAAGAGGAAUAAUGGGGAACAUGCUUCCAAAGGUCCCUGCCAAGCUGGCUUUUCACAAAGCUUCUACUCUGUGCUGAUUUCAAGGGAUGUAUUGCAAGGCCAGGGCAUACAUAAAGAUACCACCGUGUCACCACAAAAAGUGAAGUUUGAUGACUGCAUGGGGAACCAAGCGGUGGUUUUCCAGAGCAGUGACCCCAACUUCAGUGUGCGGACAGAUGGAUCCAUCUUUGCAAUGGGAGAGGGAGCCAGCCUGGACGAGCCGGUCCAGUUUAAACUGACAGCAAGCGGUCCACACAGACAGGUCUGGGAGACUGUGGUCCAACUGGCAGUAAUAGACCCACCUUCACCUCAGCAAAAUGAAAAUGAGGUCACAAACGAGGACGGAAAAGUCGCAGAGAGAAAAGAGAGGAAGGAGAUGCUCCAAGCACCCCCUCCUGUCAUCAUGUUCUCAGGGUCCCCUGUGAACAACUCUAAGGGUCUGAGGAGACAGAAGAGGGACUGGGUGAUCCCACCAAUCAACGUAGCAGAAAAUUCACGUGGGCCGUUCCCUCAGAUGCUCGUCAGCAUCCGUUCAGACCAGGACCAGGACAUUUCAAUCCGAUACAGCAUCACUGGUGUGGGGGCAGAUCAACCUCCCAACGAGGUGUUCAACAUUGACCCAGUGCUUGGAAAAAUGUUUGUCACCAAACCUCUAGAUCGAGAACAUCGCUCCUCUUACCAUUUGCGAGCCCAUGCUGUGGACAUGAAUGGGAACCAGGUAGAGAACCCCAUCGACCUGUACAUCUUUGUCAUCGACAUGAACGACAACAGACCGGAGUUCAAAAACCAGGUCUACAACGGCUCUGUGGACGAAGGCUCUAAACCAGGAACGUUUGUGAUGCAUCUUUCUGCGUUUGAUGCUGAUGACAACACCACCGCUAACGGGAUGGUGCGGUAUCGAAUCCUGUCCCAGACCCCACACAGCCCAAUCCCCAACAUGUUCACCAUCAACAGUGAGACCGGAGAUAUCGUGACUGUGGCACCUGGGCUUGAUCGAGAGAAAGUCUCCCAGUAUACCAUCAUAGUGCAGGCCACGGAUAUGGAGGGUAACCUGAACUUUGGCCUCUCCAACACAGCCACUGCCAUCAUUACUGUCAAGGACAUCAACGACAACCCUCCCAUGCUGACCUCAAGAACUUUUUCUGGUGAGGUCCCAGAGAACCGGGUGGAUGUUGUGGUGGCUAAUCUGACGGUGAUAGAUGCAGACCAGCCCCACUCGCCUAACUGGAAUGCGGUCUACAGGAUCAUCAGCGGGGACCCAUCCGGCCACUUCACCAUUCGCACAGACCCAGUUAGCAAUGACGGCAUGGUCACUGUAGUGAAGCCAGUAGACUUUGAGAUGAAUCGCGCCUUCAUGCUGACAGUGGUGGUAUCCAACCAGGCUCACCUAGCCAGUGGCAUCCAGUCUUCACUCCAGUCCACAGCUGGGGUCACCAUAUCUGUCCAGGAUGUCAACGAGCCUCCUUACUUCCCAACAAACCCCAAGCACAUCCGCUUUGAGGAGGGCGUCCCCGCUGGCACCAGCCUGACGACCUUCUCAGCCUCAGAUCCAGACCGACUACAGAUGCAGCAGACAAUCAGGUAUUCAAAACUGAAUGACCCAGCUGACUGGCUGUCCAUCAACAGGACCAAUGGUCAGAUCACAACGACAGGAAUGCUCGACCGGGAGUCCAUCUAUGUCAAAAACAAUAUUUAUGAAGCUACAUUUCUGGCCACAGACAAUGGCUCUCCUGCAGCCAGCGGCACAGGCACCCUGCAGAUCUAUCUGAUAGAUAUUAAUGACAACCCCCCAGUACUCAUACCCAAGGAGUCUCAGAUCUGCGAGCGGAUGAACAGAAACACCAAUGGUGUCAACAUCACUGCUGCCGACGCUGACACAGAUCCCAACGCUGGACCCUUUGUCUUCGAGCUGCUCAACUAUCCCAGCAGCAUCCGACGCAACUGGACGAUUACUCGACUCAGUGUUGAUUAUGCUCGUCUAGGCCUGCGGUACCAGGUGUAUUUAGAGCCGGGGGUGUAUGAGGUCCCUAUCACGGUGUCGGACUCGGGAAACCCUCCACUGUCCAACAGGUCGGUCAUCAAAGUGAAGGUGUGUCCCUGCGAUGAAAACGGAGACUGCACUACCCUUGGAGCAGUGGCGGCUGCAGGUUUAGGAACCGGAGCUAUCAUCUCCAUCCUCAUCUGCAUCAUCAUUCUGCUCAGCAUGGUGCUGUUGUUUGUGGUGUGGAUCAAGCGCAGAGAAAAGGAGAGGCAGACCAAGCAGCUGCUCAUCGACCCUGAGGAUGAUGUUAGGGACAACAUCCUUAAAUACGAUGAAGAGGGAGGAGGAGAGGAGGACCAGGACUAUGACCUGAGCCAGCUGCAGCAGCCAGACUCCUUAGAGCACAUCAUCAGCAAACCACCCGGCGUCCGCAGGGUGGACGAACGCCCCAUCAUCCCAGAGUCCCAGUUCCCAAUCAGACCUGUCGUGCCCCACCCAGGAGACAUCGGGGACUUCAUCCACGAGGGUUUGCGAGCAGCAGACAAUGACCCCACAGCUCCUCCGUAUGACUCCCUGCUGGUGUUUGACUAUGAGGGCAGCGGCUCGACCGCCGGUUCAGUCAGUUCCCUCAACUCCUCCAGCACGGGGGACCAAGACUAUGACUACCUCAACGAUUGGGGUCCUCGCUUCAAAAAGCUGGCCGAUAUGUACGGAGGAGGGGACGAUGACUAAGUCGGCCCAGACUCACACGUAUACACACAUACACAACACACCCUCGUCCUGUCAGCUGGCCUGCCAUGCUCUGUCCCACUAUCCUAAAUGGGGCUAAACCACCCUUACUGAACAUACGAUAACAAUGACAUGUUCACACUGUCCAACCAAACAACCAAUCAAAUGACCCACCACAGGGGACUGCUGCCAAGAGUCUCUUGCUUUAAGCCUGUCUGAGACUGAAACAGAAGCUCUGGAUCGCAGUCUUCUUAUCGUUUGUAUUUUCAAACUCGUGCUCUUGUUUUGUUUCUGGUUUUAUGCUUGAUGUAGCUUUUAGUUUCCACCAGUCAAUUUUUUUUUCCUUUCGUUCGUGUAUUUUUUUUUUGUCCCUGCUCACCUUCAAUUGGAGCCGCUCCCUACUCCUGAGGGUUUUCACUUUUCCCUCACUGUCAGCCCCCGCCUGCCUCUCUCUGCAGAAGCUUUAGGUUGAGCUGCUUGCUUUGUCUGAGGGGAACAAAAGUGGAAAAAAAAGAAGAACAAGAACACAGAUAUGAAAGUCCUUCUUGCAUGGAGGGUCCUGGUUUAUUCUUUCUUGAACUUGAAUUACUUAGAACAGAAGCACUGUUGUUUAAAAAGUGCCUUCAGUGGUGCGUACUUUAGCAGACUCCCGCUAACUCAGGAUUGGUUGCCAUUUACUGGGCUUACAUGCCCCCGUAUGACCCCCUGACCCUUUAACUCCCCUUGUCAUCUCUAUGGGCCUGCAGUGCCAUGGUGGCUGCAGGAGUUAUCAGAGGAGCACUGACUGGCGUACGAGGGUGCUUUAUGUAGACAUACUAUACACACAGGCCUACAGUGUGUCUGUAAGUUAUGAACAAAACAUUUCAAGACAGGCAUUUCUGUGCUCCUAGAUCACAGCCAACUUGAAUGUGAUAAGUGAAAUCACACAAACACAGUAUGGGACUGUAGAGAAGAAAUGCAUUGCUUGUCUUUGUUUAUUGUGGCUUCAUUAGCAGCUGUGUUUGUUUUGAGCUUUCUGUAUUUGCACCUGACGCUUGAAGGCUGACAAGUCAUGUGUGUUACCUCUAUAAUGUUACUGUAUACGAAGUGCAUAUGAGGGUUAUUUAAGAAAAUUUUGCCUUUAAGAUCCUUGAGGUUUGCAUGUUUAACCCAUCACCCAAAGGAAGUUAAAAUGGCCUCAGUCAUCGUAUGAUAUAUUUAUUUACAAAAAUGUACAAACAUACUGGAAAUGAAACCCAGGAUUAGUUCAAACACCUCUGACAGUAUUGAGUUAUAAGCCUGUAAAAGCCCCAUUCUUAGUCUCUGUCUCUCCUUACUUUAAUUCUUUUGUUGAUUCUCUGUUGUAGCUCAGCAAACUUUUAAUAUACAAACUUUGGUGUUGGUCCCUGUCACAGAAACUGUGGGAAUUGGGCCUCAGCCAGGGAUUUAGCGCCUUUGCAAUCUGUCUCUCUUCAGGCAACAUUUCAUUCAUCUGAAAUUUUCUCCUGAAAUUUUUGGCUGAAAGUUCAAGAGGUUUUAGAGACAAAGUUAGAAGAAAAAGAAAGUCUGUUGUGAAGCUCUGCAUUUUAUCAAAGCAGACUGACAAAACUAAAGCUUCAGUAAUGGCGCUUUAAAGAAGAAACAUUGAAAGGGAAGUUUUGUUGUGUCUAAAUGAAAAAAGCAGCACUACCCAUGGGCUUUUGUAAUCAUAUUUCAGUCCCCAGAACUGCACGUAGUGAAAAGAGAGAAAAAGCUUUAGUCUCUGUAUUAAAUUAUUUAAAUAUGCAAAAACAUUUCACAGGGGGGAGCAAGGAGAUGCUGGUGAAUGAUAGAAAGGUUUAAUCAUUCCUUAGCUUCUGAGUGCCCGUUGAAACACUCCUGAGUUGUAGCCUGUUUCAUCUUGAUGUGGACUGACCAGAUUUUCUAUUAAUUAUGGAUAUGAUGAAUGCUUGGAGGAAAUCUCGGCAGCGACAAUGUUCUUUAGAUGUGAUUUGAUGAGAGGGAUGCUUCAUUCCUCCUAUUCCUCCUGCUGCUUCUUAGCUACCUUCUCAUGGUUCACUUGAGAAUAGCUGCACCAGGUUUCAGACUGAAAUAAUAAUGUUAUCACUCCUUUAAGAGUGAUCAGAGAGGAAUCACUUAUGACAUGAUUUAAAGUCCCUGUAAAGUUAUUCAAAAUAAAAUCUGUAUUUAAUGUUUGUCGUAUGACAGGCCACUGUUAAGAACCACCAGCUUUUAAGCUUUAAAAUCAUGUAAAAUGAGGCAGUAAUAUCUGAUCUAGAGUUGUGUUGGCGUGUCAGUUGAAUGAGCUGAAGCCACGCCCACUCACGAGAAAUAUUACCCUUUCAAAUUAAAAAAAAAAUGCUACAACCUUAAUGGAGGAAUCGUCUGUCUGCUAUGCUGCUAUGUUACAACUCUCUUUAUGAGCCACCAGAGAAAAAUCACAUUUUUUAUUACAGUUGAGUUAUGUGAAGUUACGUUUCUCUUGCCUUUAUGAAAUGUCUUUGUUGUUAAGUUGCUAGUGAAUUCACUCCAUUUCCUGAUGUUGCUCUUCGAUAUAAAAGUCUUCAAUGAUGAUAAGCAUUGGAGGCUUUUAUUGUGACAGCCUUUGCAGGAAUAAAACAUGUCUAUCAUCAGAUAAUUUACUAGACUUUAGCAUCACAAUGCAAACAGACAGGAGGGACUGGAAUGUUACUGUUACUGCUUUGAGAGAGACAAAGCCAGUCUGCUUCUUUUAAUCAUCCAGGAUGAGUGAAAUAUAGAUUAUUAGCCUGCCCCCUGACCUUAUUGUGAACUCUCAGCUGCCUGGCUCUGUGCCAGAGCAGAGAGACAGAGGUCGGGGAUUAAAUUUACUGUUAUCUGGUACAAAUCUUUCAGUUAUGAUACUUUCAAUGAUCAAUAGACCACUGUCCCUAAUGUAUUUGGUAAAUUUAUCUUACAGUGAACAAAAACAUAGCAUGUAGCUGGCUGUGAACUUUCAGGUAAAGCAAUGACAUCAGCUAACAACAGAAUUGAUAUGUUUUGUGUGAUGUUUUUAUCGUUGUAGCGUUAGCCAGUGACAGCAUGGGCUCCUUUUUUACCCUGCUCAAAUAAAACCAAGCCACAUGUUUUCACAUGUUUACAGCAACCUUAUUCUAACAUUUCUAGUGUGUUAAGACACAAAGUUUGGAUUUCACUUACAGGGACUUUAAGCAAAAUGAAUCUCAGUGAGUAUAGGUGAUAUUGAUGCCAAAACAAAGAGACAUGGAUGUAAGUUUUAUGUCACUAUAAACAUGGGGGAGAAGGUCAAAGAAUAACUACUAAGGUCAACAGGGUAGGACUCUCUAUGUCAUUAGAUUAAUAAUAAAUGGGUGCUGAUUGCACCUUGUGGGGUAGAAAAUCUUAUUUUUAGCAAAGCUCUGCAAAGAGGAAACAUAGUUGGCAUGAGAAAAAGAGCUUGCUGCUGGAUAAGCUAUUUUCUACCCAAGCUGCUCCUCAGUCUACAGAAUAUCUUCACAAAAUAAACACAGCUGUUACUUUCUGCUAUUUGUGAUUAUUUCUGACGUAUAAAUGUUGUAUAUACAGAACAUUUUUAUACAUUUGGUAACAUGAUUUUUCUGUUUCUGUGUUGCUUUUUUCUUUCAUUUCAGUUCAAAUGAAUACUCGGCAAUGUAUAUCUCACCACUAAAAGCCAUGUUGCAUUUAAGGGAAUCGGUAUGAUUCUAUGUGAGCUUACAGCCAUACUCUCGUCGCUGUUUAAGAUUAGCUUCAUCAUGGUGAAAAGUUUCCACUUCAAACCAACUUGUACAGUCUUUACUAGCACACACUCACUCCUCUAGGCCUUACUGUAUAUAUGUGAGUGUUCUAUAUUAUAUGAGCCCUUUCAGCACUGUUCUUGUUAAGCUGCGGGGCUCUAACCUUACUGAAGGCCAUCCAGUGUUCACUGAAUAAAGACGAGCUUUAGGCUGUUGACUGGAUUCAGGGCCAAACAAAGCAGGAGGCCCACACACACACACAAAUACACACACUUAACCCAAGGUAACUGACCUAAAACUGUGUCAUACCUACAAACAUGACACAACGCCAUUAUGAUACUGAAUGUUAUCAAUGACUCGCAAUGACACAUGGCAGAAACUGACCCGUGGAGGUGGUCGAACUUGACACAACGAUGUAAAUGCAAUGUGAAGAUUGAUCAUUAUAUGUUACAGACUUGGUCCACUUGACGUUCCUUUGCCAAACUAGGGAAGAUUUAGCAAACGAUAGAAUGAAGGAUGAACGGUUUCACUGCUGAGAUCCACCCCUGUCUUCUGGCUCGCCCUCUCUGACUGGUGUUAGCGAACGGACACUUGGUCUCUCUCUGGACACUGCCUGACCAUGGACUCACACAACAGGAGGCGCCUGCAGAAGCCUUUUUCUUUCUUUUUGUUCUGCUUUGGCCAGAACUGCAAAGACAGGCAGCAGUGUUUAAGAGUUCUCCAAAUACUGCUCAAGUCCAAGUGUACAUAAUGUAGUAUUUGCUUGAAGCUAAACAGACCAAGUUAGGCAAACUGUACCUGUACAAUUGGAGCUUUUUGCAUGUGUCUUUUUAUAAUGGACAGAUGAGUUCUAUUACAGUAACCAACAUUUCAAACAUUUCAAAAUGUGUCGCAGCCGGCAUGAUCAAGGUUGCAGUCCAGAAAGGAUUCUGGUGUACCAUACUCGCAUAGUUUUAAAUGAAGGAGAAAAAAAAGAUGAAAAAAUGAUUGCACAGUUAUCGAGUCUAAAGACUUUUUUUGUAAAUUGUCAACAGCACAAAUAUUUUGUAUUGUUGUUUGUACCAUUUUUUAAGAAAAUGAAGAAAAAAAAAGAACAAAAAAAGGGAAAGAGUCUGUUGUUUCAAGCGUGUGUUUAUAGUGCCACUGCAAUCUUGGUUUCCAAAUACCGUACAGUAAAUGCGCAGCCUUGCAGAUCAACUAUGUAAUAUAGACGCUGAGCUGGAGACUCCCUGUCAGCACCAUGUGUUAUAAAUAA